UGCUAUAAAGAGGAUACGAAAGCAAGUCUUGUUCUAUGAUAAAUUGGAACAUCAAUCUCUUAAAUUGUGAAACAAAAGGUGGUAACUUAAUUUAAUCACAUCAAUAGUCAUUAUGGAAAAAUUAAACUCAUCUUCAAACUCAUCAUCAACUAGCUGGUUAUCUGAUCUGCUAUUGGAAGAAAUGGAAAUAGAGGGUUGUGAUUUGUUUCAACAAUGUGAACAAAACUUGUUUGGUGAAAAAGAGUUUCUUUCAAAUGACAUAGCAAGUAUUUUUCAACAAGAGGAAAAUUUCCAACAUCAACCUUUGUUAUCUUCUGAAAGCUAUUCUUCUUCUUAUCCUUUAGAAAAGAAUUUCGAAAGACCCAACAAAAAAUUGAAAAAAAACACUUCUUCCCCUUCUUCUACCACUUCUCAGAUUCUGUCUUUUGACUGUACCUUAAAUACAAAAAAGAACAAGGUUGUUCCAUUGUCACAAACAGAAUUACCUCAAAAUAGAAAAGGGUCAUUGCAAAAACAAAACAUUGUUGAAACUAUAAAGCCACAAGGACAAGGAACUAAGAGGUCUGUGGCUCAUAAUCAGGACCAUAUCAUAGCAGAGAGAAAGAGAAGAGAGAAACUCAGUCAGUGCUUGAUUGCUCUAGCUGCUCUUAUUCCUGGCUUGAAGAAGAUGGACAAGGCUUCAGUCCUAGGAGAUGCAAUCAAGUACGUGAAAGAGCUCCAAGAACGUUUGAGGGUAUUAGAGGAACAAAACAAAAAUAGUCAUGUUCAGUCUGUGGUGACGGUUGAUGAACAACAACUAAGUUACGACUCAUCAAACAGUGAUGACUCUGAAGUUGCUAGUGGUAAUAAUGAAACUCUCCCACAUGUAGAAGCCAAAGUUUUGGACAAGGAUGUGCUCAUAAGGAUCCAUUGCCAAAAGCAAAAGGGACUUUUGCUCAAAAUAUUGGUCGAGAUUCAAAAGCUUCAUCUCUUUGUUGUUAAUAACAGUGUCCUACCUUUUGGAGAUUCUAUCCUUGAUAUAACCAUCGUUGCUCAGAUGGGAAUAGGGUACAACUUGACCAGAAACGAUCUAGUGAAAAAACUACGUGUGGCUGCAUUGAGAGCCAUGUCAUAAAUGUGGUCCCAAUGGUAGAUGCAACAAUAAUCAUAUGAUAUGUCCAUGGACGUACCAAACACUACUUAACUAAUAAUCUGAUUCAAAUGCUAAUGGCAAAUCUAAAUCAACGAAUGAUAUGCAAUGUUCGUGUCAUCUUGGUCCUACAUAAUGACUUCUGAAGAAUAGAGCUCCAUGAACCAUUGAUUUUAUCAUCAGUUUUUCACAUGUGCGGAAGUUUUUCAUUUUAUGUACCAUUCACACGUAACGUGAAUAAAGUUCUGUACUAUUCACACGUAACAUGAAUAAAGUGUAUGAAUAAAGUUUGAGAAGAUGAAUAAAGUGUACUAUUCACACGUAAGAUGAGUAAAGUUUGAGAAGAUGAAUAAAGUGUACUAUUCACACUUAGCAUGAA
This is a messenger RNA of Medicago truncatula (barrel medic), 1508 nucleotides long. RefSeq names its product transcription factor bHLH18. NCBI's taxonomy places the organism in Eukaryota, Viridiplantae, Streptophyta, Magnoliopsida, Fabales, Fabaceae. The record is from RefSeq and is a predicted model, not a curated record. Gene Ontology annotation, molecular function: protein dimerization activity. The coding region runs from base 113 to 1114 and encodes 333 amino acids. The transcript has 4 exons.